UACGUGGCAACAACAUAGUACCGCAUCACAGUCUCCCCACAAAGCGAUCCGUGGGCGGUGUUUGACACCCGCUAGCGGCUGGGGAGCGUGGGGGCUGGCUGGCUGUCAUCUGUUUCACCGGCACGUUUCACGGAGAGGAGCAGCCAGGCGCCCACCUACCGUUGUUUUUGUUUUUUUUAAACCUCCAGAUUGACUUCCGUUUACGCUUUCACCGCUGUUAGGGUCAGCUCACUAGACUGGACAGGACUAAAACAUUGAGAUUUCAGAAAACAAACCCGGUUUGAAAAACGGGAUAUAUAUAUAUUUUUUUAAUUUGUGCUUUUCGGUGCAGGAGUGUGAGUGAGGGCGCAAAAGAGAGAGGAGAGAGAGAGCGUGUAAGUGCCGUGUUGUUCGUGUCGGUGUUUCGGCUAAACCGUGUUUGUGUGUAGCUUGCUAUGGGUCUGUAUGAGUGUGUGUGAGUGUGUGUGUGUGUGUGUGGAGUGUGUUCGCUCUGGACUGGAGGAGAUAUCCAAGAAAAAUGUCAGCGUGUCAACAACAACAACAACAGAGGCAGGCUAACGGUCGGAUGUGUACUUGCCUUUUCUCUCAUACCGGGAGAUAGAAAAGGCGCUCGUUCAUUCAAGGAAGGAGGAGGACGUUACCGGAAUACCUAAGAGACGAGUGGAACUGAACCGUGUUCCCGCCUGUCUGACUGACUGUCUGUCUGCCUGGCUAACGUGAAUGAAAUCUUUAGAGGAGGAGGAGAGCGUUUCAAUCCACAGCCGUCAAGGAUUCAAUCGACGGAUGAAGAUGGAGUCAUUCCGCCGCUGUGGACGUUAACACGGACGUUAGGUCUGGAGAGGCUGGUUGGAGAAGUUGAGCUGAAAGGAGACUGAACGGGGGAAAAGAGGGAGAGGCGGAUCGGGUAGCUGAAAGGAGACUGAACGGGGGAAAAGAGGGAGAGGCGGAUCGGGUAGCUGAAAGGAGACUGAACGGGGGAAAAGAGGGAGAGGCGGAUCGGGUGGCUGACAGGGACGCAGACCAGACCAGCCUUGGAUUUCAACAGGAGAUUCCAAGAAGAAGAAGAGGAAGAAGAGAAAUAUGUGGCGUCACCGCUGCCGCCAGUCUAGUCUGCGGUGGAGUCUUGAGCCAGUGGUCGUUAAAACGACCCGGCUUGAUCAGUGAAGCCCCUAGCCUUCUCUCUCUCUCUCUCUCUGCGCUCUACCUCGCUCUUCCUUUCCCUUCUCUUUAAAUGUAAAUGACAUCGGGGUUUUUUUCUCAGUAAGUAAGCUGUCUCGUGACGUGAGAUACUCAAAACCCGUCAAUGAAGAUGUUGAUGUGUGACCGUGGCGUCCAGAUGCUGGUGACCACCGUGGGGGCUUUCGCCGCCUUCAGCCUCAUGACGAUAGCGGUCGGGACCGAUUACUGGCUGUACUCACGAGGGACGUGCAAAAGCAAAAGCACCAAUGACAACGACACAAGCCGGAAGAACGAAGAGGUGAUGACUCACUCUGGUCUGUGGCGAACCUGCUGUCUGGAAGGAACGUUCCGAGGUGUGUGUAAGAAGAUCGAUCACUUCCCAGAGGCCACAGAUUAUGAGGCAGAUGCUGCAGAAUACCUACUACGAGCAGUGCGUGCCUCCAGUAUAUUCCCCAUAAUGAGUGUAGGUCUGCUGUUCCUGGGUGGGCUGUGUGUGGCCGCCAGCGAGUUCUACAGGAGCCGACACAACGUCAUCCUCAGCGCAGGCAUCUUCUUCGUUGCCUCAGGUCUCAGUAACAUCAUCGGCAUCAUCGUCUACAUCUCGGCUAACUCUGGCGACCCGGGUCAGAGCGACAGCAAGAAGAGUUACUCGUACGGCUGGUCCUUCUACUUCGGGGCGUUGUCCUUCAUCAUGGCGGAGACGGUGGGCGUUCUGGCCGUCCACAUGUUUAUAGAGAAACACCGGAAGCAGAGGGCCAAGUCUCGCACCGAACUCAUCAAGAAAUCAGCGUUCAGCCGUAUCCCGUCUUACCGUUACCGCUUCCGCCGUCGCUCCAGCAUCCGUUCCUCCGAGGCGCCCAGCCGGGAUGCUUCUCCCGGCGGGAAGGGGGGUUACAGCGGCCCGACAGCCUCCGACCUCCCCAUGUACACGCUAACCCCCGCGGCCGGAUCUAAGGCCGGCAUGGGGGGAGUGCUCAAUUCAGAGAGGGAGUUUCUACAGGGCGGUACUCUGGCCAAUACCAAGGACUACGGCAAAGACGCAGCCAAUAGGAGAACCACGCCCGUCUGAGGGAGGCGGGGCCUAGGAGAUGAUUGGAUGGGAGAUGGAUGAUGAUAAUGAUGAUGAGAGACAGUGAGGGAGGAAGAGGCAUUAUGAACUUUGACCUCUCUGCAACCUCCAGGGAUA
This is a messenger RNA of Oncorhynchus nerka (sockeye salmon), 2365 nucleotides long. RefSeq names its product voltage-dependent calcium channel gamma-3 subunit-like. Gene Ontology annotation, cellular component: AMPA glutamate receptor complex; postsynaptic density membrane. NCBI's taxonomy places the organism in Eukaryota, Metazoa, Chordata, Actinopteri, Salmoniformes, Salmonidae. The record is from RefSeq and is a predicted model, not a curated record. Gene Ontology annotation, molecular function: voltage-gated calcium channel activity; channel regulator activity. Gene Ontology annotation, biological process: neurotransmitter receptor internalization; transmission of nerve impulse; regulation of AMPA receptor activity.